AUGUCUCUGUCAGCGCACUGGCAAGGGCACCCCCCGCCGCAAGCAUCGGCAGCAGCAGUGACAGCAGCAGGCGCAGCGCUGCCAGCGGUCGAUAAAGCCAGCGAGGCUGGUGACGGGGAGGGUGCCACAGCUCGUGCGCAUGCUGCAGCACCUCCUCGCGCACUCACAAGUGCAGAGUCGACAGCAGAGGCAGCAGCAGCAGCAUCUGCUGCUGCUGCAGAGAGGCGGAGACCUCACUCCACAGCGGCAGUCGCGGCGGCGGAAGACGUGUCUUACAAGGGGGAUGUGUGGAGUCUGGGGGUUGCUCUUCUAGAGCUUGCUACGCUGUCUCACCCCUUCAAGGGUGGAACCCCCUGUGACGUUGCAGACGCGGCAGUUGCUGCCUCUCUCCAGCAGCGACUGCGCGGCGUCUACACCCCUGAGCUCAGGAGCUUCCUCUUCGCGUGUCUUCGCGUCUGCCCUAGGAAGCGGAAGUCGGCUAAAGAGCUGCUGGUUCACCCUUGGCUGCUGGAGCACAUCGCUACUCCGAAGCAAUUCAUCAGGUGGCUAGACGCCUUGUACAAGGCGGCAGACGAGAUCUUGGCGAGAGGCCUUUUGCGAGAGCAGCAACGGCGCGCAGAUCUGGGAACCCCCUCGCAAGCGCCCUCCAAGCCAGCUGUCUCUGCGGCGGCAGCAGCUGCCGCCGCAGAGACAGCCGCAGCGGCUGCUGCCGCAGAGGCAGCAGCAGCCGCUGCAGUUGCCGCAGCAGCGGCGGCUCGCCGUGUGCCUGCUCAGAAUUUCCAGCCUGUCGCUGCAGGGGGCCCCCCGAAAGCACGAAGCAGCGCAUCCGAUCCGUCGAGCUCAGUUCGCCGGACGAUCUGCUGCAGCAACUACAGCGCCACCGAGGAACUUGCACAGGCUCUGGGGAAGCCUACCCCUCGCGGGAAAGGCCUCUUGAGCCUCUCGACGAGAUCCAAAAGAAGGCCCUCUGUUGGAGAUAAACCUUUGAAUAAAGCCCCUCCAAAGGGCAGGUGCAAACACCUUCCAGAAACUGUACUCCAAACAGAAACUGCUUUGUCGCGCGUGUGCCUAGAGGCCUUUGUUCAAAGGCCUCUAGGAAACACACACAUUGCCUCUCCACCGCCGCUGGACCGACAUAAACACGGACCUUUAACUGAAGGCCUCUAA
Cyclospora cayetanensis is the source of this 1167-nucleotide messenger RNA. RefSeq names its product glycine, alanine and asparagine-rich protein. Gene Ontology annotation, cellular component: cytoplasm. The record is from RefSeq and is a predicted model, not a curated record. Gene Ontology annotation, molecular function: protein serine/threonine kinase activity; ATP binding. The transcript has 5 exons. NCBI's taxonomy places the organism in Eukaryota, Apicomplexa, Conoidasida, Eucoccidiorida, Eimeriidae. Gene Ontology annotation, biological process: protein phosphorylation. Bases 1 to 1167 code for a protein of 388 amino acids.